Molecule: messenger RNA, 6967 nt
Organism: Numida meleagris (helmeted guineafowl)
Lineage: Eukaryota; Metazoa; Chordata; Aves; Galliformes; Numididae
Gene: KCTD3
Product: potassium channel tetramerization domain containing 3
Exons: 21
Coding region: 3934-6300 (788 amino acids)
Biological process (GO): protein homooligomerization
Molecular function (GO): protein binding
Source: RefSeq, a predicted model, not a curated record
UCUGAAGAUCUGCUGGCCAGGGGCAACGAGUGAGAUAAGUAGCAGCUUAAUGGCCGGGAAAUGGUCUUCUGCGUGGGCUCAUCUCGAGGGAGAUAGCCAUCUCAGGGGUGCUGCACAUGACUCUCACCUAAGCGCCUAGGAACGGCUGCACGUGACUCCUACCAGAAUGCCCAAGAAUGCCAUGUUGGCAGAAGAAGAAGGAUAAAAACGGGACCUACAACCAAGAGGAGAGCAAUCAAGCAAGCCUGCGUUAUACUAUAAAGGGAGGCUGUAUUGUGCCUCACUGAUGCCAGAGGUUGGCAUGGGACUGUGUGCUGCAGCUGCUGCCAUUUUGUGUGGGCUGUGUGGUGCGAGAGGCUCAACUGCCUUGUCCCCUUGUGUCUAUGCUUCUUUUCCAUUACGUCUGCAGGUACAAUGAUAGCGGUAUAAUUACAACUGCGUAUAUUGUGUUGUAGUAGCCAUUCUUUGCGGAAGGCAGGUUUGUAUUCCCUUAGUGAAUAAUAGGAAAAUUACACUAGUCCUCAUGAACUUUGAUGCUGUUCUCCCUUAAUACAGUUGUAAUCUCAUUGGUACUCAUUUUCUUGGACUUGACUGAAAAAGGUUAAAAACCUCUGAGAUCACUAAAGCAUGUAAUUCAGUGAAAAAGAAGAUCCACAGGAAUUGUAUGUGAAGCGUAAAACCAGACUUAUUUGCAUUACAAAGGAUAAAGUACAGUUUUUCUCAUGGUCAUAAGACAGCUAUUAAGUGCCAUGGGUUAGGAAAUGAUGUUUUGGUUGUGUAGUUGUGCUUGCUAAGGCAGUUACCUGGAUAUAAAGAAGCACCCAGCAGUGAGCAUUGUCAUCAGCAGGAUGCAGUACUAGAAGAUGCUAUGGUCUUUAGGAAGGCUAAAAAGGAUAAAAGCAUCUGUGCUGUGCUGCAAACAAAAUUAAUGUAACUGUGGCAAUAAGUCCAGACAAGGUUCAACAGUAUUGCACUACUUCAUUUUAGGCUUUCAGUUCGAGUCUCUGAUCCUGAAUAGAAAUGAGCAGGUUAUUUCAUUCAGUGGAAGUAGCAUUCUUUCUCUGGAGCCGUGACUUGGUAGCCACUGGAAACAGUAGCUUGAAUAUUUGUGUGUGGCAAACCUGUGCAAAGGGUUUGGAGCUAGCUGCUGAAUGCCUCCUGAGAAGUGCACCAGGACUGAGCAGGUGCCACCUGUAGUGCUCUGACUGAUUCAACAGAAGGCUCAAAGAGAAACAAGUGGGUUCAAGAGUGGAGAAAAUACAAAAUUUAAAAAAUAUAUCAAAACACAAUAUGACAUUUCUAUGAUUAGCAAAAUACAGCUAUAUAUUUUAUAUAAUCAGCUAUAUAUAUACAGGUUGCUUAUUUAACCAGUUUGUAGAUUUAUCAAGCAGAUACUUCAUCCCCAAAUCUUUGCAAAUAACACAAGACUUUCCAUUUUGUAAUCUUGUGAAUUCUGACAAAAACAGAUCAAGAAAGACAAAUUCAAAAAUACUUGGUAAAACUAUAUUUUAUAAUAUGUUAUUCCAUUGCAGUUUUAAAAAAAUUUUUCUAUCCUGAGUGAGAAUUCCACUUAAAUAGACACAGACUAUUAAACUGCAGUAAGGCAACACAGUCCUUCUAUGAGGAAGCCUGGAGUGAAACUGCACUGCCAUACUCUGCUCUCAGUAAGCACUACGGGAAUUUUAUCAGACAUAUUUUUGAUGGGCUUUUCACAUCUUGUGUUAUUAAGCCAACUAUUAACAAAAAUCAGAAAAAAAACAAUGAGUCAGAAAUUGGUAUAUAUAGUCUAAUGUGUGAAGUGUUUUUUUUCUGGAAAUGUAGAAAAUUGAAGCUACAUUGAAGUUAAAGUAUCUGUUUGAAACGGAAAGGAGUAAGAAGAAACUUCCCUCAUUAAAUACUUUUUAUGAAAGGAAUGUCUCACUAUCCUUUUGCGUGACUUGUGAAGUCACCAUCAAUCAACUAUGUAAUCUGUAAUUAUACGGCAUUUCUCUGCCAGCAUGAGUGCAGAAAAUCCUUAGCUAGAAUUUGAUUAACUCUGACUCAAGGGACUGCUAAAAGGAUAUUGGACUUGAGUCACAGUUUCUUUUUUGAAAUGGCUAUUUAAUGUCCAUUCCUUUAAUAUUCAGAUUUUUCAAUGAAAUACUUUCAAGACAACUUAAGAAGCAGCAAGUUACCACCUUACUUGAAAGUCAGCCCCUUUUAAACUAGUUCAAUGACUUCUUUCCCAGCAUUCAGCAUUAAGACCAUCAUUGAACAAUUCUGAAUUCCCAUAGCAGAAAAUUACGAAAAAAAACCCUCGCACCCAAAGUGAUGUGCUUCUUACCUCCAUGAGGUGACAUUUUGCUUGUCAUAAAUAUGCACUGUAACUCUGGGUAUUUUUGUUAAGCACAUGCAUAUCUAAUCCUGACUAAAAGCAUUGAAGAAAAAAUAUUUUUUGCUGUCCUUUAUUGUGAUAUUUCAGAUGUAUUUUUUCUUCUUUCUUGGUUCACUGACCGCAGAUGAGAACACUCAUCUCUUUUACCUGCUAAUAUUUUUUUUGAAUUGUAAUUACUAUCACUGAAUUCUGAAAGAUCUUCUCACUCAUUUUUUUUGUGAAAUACAGAACUAAAACAAGGAUAUUUCAAUAUGACGCGCUAUGCUUUUUCAAAAAUGUGAGUUCCACUGCUCACUCAUAUCCAGUUCUGUUCUCUCAAACAUAUUUUCUCUAAAUUACUCUCCCUCCCUCCCUAAUCCAUACCCCAAGGAAAUCUUUCACAUUUCUAUUUCAAUAUCUGAUGACAAGAUGAAAAGCAGUAUGCAAGGUAAGGAUGGAACACUAAUUGAUAUAAAUUUGAAAUGACAGUAAUGGUCUCUAUUUGGGUCUUGGCUGGAGACCUUCUGUAUUACAAAAAAUCCCCCACAGUUACUAUUUUUGUCCCUCUAGUAAUAUUAGCUAUGAUAAUCCUUUAAUAGAUUUUUGAACCAAAGUUGUCUCCGUUAUACAGUGCAAAGUUGAAAUAUACCGAUAUAUAAAAAAAGAAAAAAAGAAAAAGUCGUCUUUGCAGCAUUUCUAGAAUGGGAUUUCUUUUUUCUCCAGAAAUAUGGAAGAAAAAAAAAUAUUGUCAACUUUCAUUGCAUUUAGCCUAUUUCAAUAAGUGAUAAAUGUUUUCAUUAUUAUUCACUUCUGGGCUCAAGAUAUUUCAGAAGUUUUAUUCAAAAUUAGAAUAUUUUUUCAUGCAUAAGGUUGUGUGUGGGUGUGUGGCUCUAAUACAGAGAACUGCAAAUUACCUUUCCUUUCCUGAGUCAGGCACUGCAAUUGUAAUAUGAAAAGAAAGAUGAUGCAAUGUUAAUUGCUUCUGAGGUAUGGAGAAAAGGUUCUGGCAAGGUGUGAAAAUACCUCAGUGUUGACUUUUUCUUUACUUACCAGUAGAAUUUGAUCUUGCAUUUUAAAAUUUCAUAGCUGUUCAAUGUGCUGCUAGUGAACUAUGGCAAAAUAACAGAUGUUUCUGCUAUUUGGGGGACCAAAAAAAUGUCAUCAUGCAAGAAAGAAAAACUGACAAGUGGAAAUCAUCACCAGUUAAGAUGGGAAGAAUGGAGAGAACAGGCAAGGGAAAGGUGAAAUUGCCAAGAGUCUUCCAGGUGACCUACGGAAGUCUGGCUCUGUGCCUUUCUGCUGCUUAUGGACCACCCAGGCCAGCUGGCAAGAAGCAGAUAUGUAGUUUCUGAAGAGAGGCUAAGGAAGAAGCAUAACCUAAAAAAAUUCAGCCUGAAUGGCUGAAGAUAGACAUUAUAAGAAGCAACUGAAGAUACUGGACGUGCAUUGCUUACUACAGAAUAAGCCAUAUCCAGUAGUUAUUUGUAUGGAAGGAUUUGCUUGACUCAACAUGAAUUAAACCUUACUAUUCAAGCUCAAAGAAUCUAAAAUACGGGUUCAGCACUUCAAGACAAACACUGAUGUGGAUUCCAGACUCCUUUUUUUCCAGUUUGCUGAGUGGAAGAAUUUCAACACUGAAGGAUGAAACUGGUGCUAUAUUUAUUGAUAGAGAUCCGACAGCAUUUGCACCCAUUUUAAAUUUCCUUCGCACGAAGGAGUUAGACUUAAGGGGGGUGAGUAUUAAUGUUCUCAGACACGAAGCUGAAUUCUAUGGAAUCACUCCUUUAGUUAGGAGGCUGCUUCUAUGUGAAGAACUGGAACGCUCAUCUUGUGGCAGUGUUCUGUUUCACGGCUACCUGCCUCCUCCAGGCAUUCCCAGUCGUAAAAUAAAUAAUACUGCUGGGCCACCAGCUGAUAUCAGAACUGGUCAAAACUGCUCUGAGAACGAUAUUCAUGGAGGUGGUGUCCAGCCUACACUUGCUGGUACUGGAGAAGGUACAGUCAGACUAGGAUUUCCUGUGGACCCGCGGAAAGUUCUAAUAGUAGCUGGCCAUCACAAUUGGAUAGUAGCUGCCUAUGCUCAUUUUGCUGUUUGCUACAGAAUCAAAGAAUCAUCUGGGUGGCAGCAGGUGUUCACAAGUCCCUAUCUGGACUGGACAAUUGAGCGAGUGGCUCUCAACGCUAAGGUGGUUGGAGGACCUCAUGGAGACAAGGAUAAGAUGGUUGCAGUUGCCUCAGAGAGCAGCAUAAUCUUAUGGAGCAUUCAAGAUGGCGGCAGUGGCAGUGAAAUAGGAGUGUUCAGUCUUGGAGUCCCUGUAGAUGCUCUCUUCUUCAUCGGCAACCAGUUGGUGGCUACAAGUCAUACAGGGAAAGUAGGAGUGUGGAAUGCUGUGACUCAGCACUGGCAGGUUCAGGAUGUCGUUCCUAUCACAAGCUAUGAUACUGCUGGGUCUUUUCUGCUGCUGGGCUGUAACAAUGGAUCUAUCUAUUAUAUAGACAUGCAGAAGUUCCCACUGCGGAUGAAGGACAAUGAUCUUCUAGUGACAGAACUGUACCAUGAUUCCUCCAAUGAUGCUAUAACAGCGCUCAGUGUCUACCUCACACCUAAAACAAGUGUAAGUGGCAAUUGGAUUGAGAUAGCAUACGGCACCAGCUCUGGAGCAGUGAGGGUGAUUGUACAGCACCCUGAAACAGUCGGAUCUGGGCCUCAGCUCUUUCAGACUUUCACAGUUCAUCGAAGUCCUGUUACGAAGAUCAUGCUCUCAGAGAAACACCUUGUGUCAGUUUGUGCAGAUAACAACCAUGUGCGGACAUGGACUGUGACUCGGUUCCGGGGCAUGAUUUCAACUCAGCCGGGCUCAACACCUCUUGCAUCAUUCAAAAUCUUAUCCCUGGAGGAAGCAGAGAGUCAUGGCAGUUACUGUUCUGGAAAUGACAUUGGACCCUUUGGUGAACGUGAUGAUCAACAGGUGUUUAUUCAGAAGGUUGUCCCCAUCACCAAUAAGCUCUUUGUAAGGCUGUCUUCAACUGGGAAAAGAAUCUGUGAGAUCCAGGCAGUUGAUUGCACUACCAUCUCAUCUUUUACUGUCCGGGAAUGUGAAGGAUCCAGCAGAAUGGGCUCCAGACCCCGCCGUUACCUCUUCACCGGACAUUCAAAUGGCAGCAUCCAGAUGUGGGACCUGACCACGGCAAUGGACAUGGUUAACAAGAGUGAAGACAAAGAUGUUGGCGGCCCUACAGAGGAAGAGCUGCUGAAGUUGCUUGACCAGUGUGACUUGAGUACAUCUCGCUGUGCCACACCCAACAUUAGUCCUGCUACCUCAGUAGUUCAGCCAAACCGGCUGCGGGAGUCUAAUUCCAGAAGCCUCCAACUGCAACACCAUGAAACUAUCCAUGAAACUGCUACAUAUGGUUCUGUGCGGCCAUACAGAGAAAGCCCCUUGUUGGCAAGAGCAAGGCGGACGGAGAGCUUUCACAGUUACCGGGACUUCCAGGCUUUCAACUUAUCCAGCAAAAGCCCAGUCGAAAAGGCAGCCCCUGUAAAUGGGAAUUCAAGCCAGACAGAGGCCAGGAAGUCGACAGCUGAGGCCAGUGCAGCUGAGAAGAAGGCAUUCUUGACAACACCACUUGAAGUGCGAGGCACAGGUCUGACAGAUGCAGGUGGAUGUUCUGGUACAGAGGCUCACAGGCUGCCAGAGAGUUCUCUGGAUCUCAAAAGACGAGGCCCAGAAGAGGAGGGUGAAGCCAAAGCAGAAAGUAAAAAGAAAACAGGGUUUGAAGGAGCUGGUUUCCUGGGGAGGAAGAAAGUGCCUCAUCUGGUUUCUGCACCAGUGCUUGCUGAAGGUGGGCCUGAGUUACCUGGUGCAGCUUCUCCAUCACCUACAAAGACAGCUGCUUCACCCCGUCACCGGAAGAACGAUUCAUCUUGCCAAGACUAUGGGUUGUGAAAAUGUGACUGGUGGCAAAGAUGAGGUGGAGGUGUCCUCUGGCUGCUAGCAAAUGUAACACUGCAUGUUGUAGGUUUCUUCUUGAAUGGGAUUUUGUUCCAAUAACCAGAAUGAAAAUUGUGAGGAGGCAGGUUAAGAGGAAGUACCUGGCUGCUGCCAAACACUGGAAGAGUUGUUGACAUCACUAUGUGGCUUUAUGUAACGCUCCAAAAAUGUAGUGCGGUACUUGGUUCAAAAUGUUGUUGUGCAUUCUUGCGUAAACAUGGUCAGGCAUGUGCGAUGUUGUGGUAAUGUUGGAAGGGGGAGGGAGGGUGCUAGAGAAAUAUUUGGUUGACUGGUGGAAGACUCCUUUUAGCCACAGCCAUGCAUAGGUCUGCAGAGCUGCUGCUGUCAUGGCCUGGAUUCUGCCUAAUGCGCAGGGCUGCCUCUGUAGUCUUGUUUUAGGAGUGGGAUCCUUGCUCUGUAUGCUGCUGUCUGAAGGCUGAAACGUAUUGUCCAGGUAAAGGAGGAAGCUAUUUAAAACAGCAUAUUAUAUUGCCUCUUUGUCCUAAUAAAUUGUCAGAAAAAUGUUGCUCCUGCUUUCUGAAAAUGUAUGGUAUCAGAUGAUGGGUUUUGCUGAUUGUGACUGAGAGCAUGCAUAAAAAUACGCUUGGCAAAAUACACCGAA